AUGGCCCGGCACAGAUUAAUCAACAAGAAGUAUUAUGAAGAAGACUUUGAAGAUGAUGAUUAUGAUUAUGGUUCUCCUGAAGACGAAAUCGCAAUGUCGCCUAGCAUAAUGAACCAAUACGUUCUUAAUAGAAAUUCGGACAACUCUUAUAGCCGUUAUCAAAGUAGUAGUAAUGAUCAUGCAGAAGCACAUAACACUGGUGUAGAAUCCAGUGAUGGAUUACUGUUUUCAAUGGAUGAUGUUGGGGGUGAAGAAACUGUUUCUAUGGCAAGACCACCUGGACUCCCUGAACCAAAACCGAAGCCAUCAGGGGCGAGCAACCAGAAACAGAUUGGCAAACCUUGUAAUCCCAACAUAUCGAACCUGAAAGUCGCUGAAAUUGCUAGAAGUACCUCCAAAUCUCCUUCUCGCAAGAAAAAUGAUGGUGCAAGUAAUUCACGUUGCAGUACCCCUACUCAAGCAGCUACUUUAACCAGUAAUUCUAGUUCGCAUAGGUUGGCUCAACUUUCUCAAAUUACACAGCAGUCAACUCCUAAAAGAGAGAGAAAAGUACAAGAACAAACCAAAGACUUGAUUAACCUCGUCGUUGUGGGGCAUGUGGAUGCUGGCAAAAGUACUUUGAUGGGUCAUUUUCUUGUACAACAUGGAAAUGUAGAACAGCGGUUAGUUCACAAAUACAAACAAGAUGCCGGUAGAGCGGGAAAAGCUUCUUUCGCAUUUGCAUGGGUACUAGAUGAAACUGAGGAAGAGAGAUCGCGAGGUGUUACAAUGGACAUUGCGCGAACAUCGUUCGAUACUGAAACCAAAAGGGUCCAUCUUCUCGAUGCUCCAGGGCAUAAAGAUUUCAUACCAAAUAUGAUUACUGGUGCUUCUCAAGCUAAUUCUGCUAUAUUAGUGGUCAAUGCGACAGUCGGAGAAUUUGAGACAGGAUUUGCGAAUGGCGGCCAAACUAAGGAACAUGCUAUGCUGCUACGCUCCCUUGGAGUAUCCCAGCUAAUUGUUGCUAUAAAUCAAUUGGACAGGGCUGAAUGGAGUAGAGAUAGAUUCGAAGAUGUAAAACAUCAACUCAAUUCUUUCCUCACAAAAAUGGCUGGAUUUUCAAACGUCAAAUACAUUCCACUAUCAGGUCUUUCGGGUGAAAACUUAGUGAAACGUUUCGAACCUUCUCACCCAGCAUCAACUUGGUAUCAAGGAGAGUGUCUGUUGGAGCUCAUUGAUAAGCUCCAACCUCCUAAACGAUCAGCAGAAGGGAGUCUUAGGAUAGUUGUGAAUGAUGUGAUGAAGUCUAUGGCAAACACCAUAACUAUAUCUGGAAAAUUAGAAUCUGGAGAAGUUGAAAAUGGGGAUAAAGUCUAUAUAAUGCCUAAUGCCGAUGCUGCUGUUGUGAAAUCUUGCACAGUAGAAAGCCGCAGUGAUGGAACAGCUACUGCAGGAGACGAUGUAUUGAUGACCCUAACUGGAACUUUUGAACCCGACACUCAUCAUGCCGGAGAUGUUGUUGUUCGAGGCGGUGAGGAUACAUUGAUACCGGCACGACGUUUCAGAGUUCGAUUGAUGGCCUUAGAUAUAACUAUUCCUAUCAUGAAAGGAACGAAAGCUGAGUUAUAUUGUCACUCUUUGUGUGAACCUUGUACAAUUGUUAAAAUAGUUUCCUCUUUAAAUAAGACAACAGGAGAGGUUUUGAAAAAUAAGCCCCGGUGCCUCUCGCGACAUAUGCAUGGGAUAGUUGAGAUUGAGACAGACCAUGACGUUGCCAUCGAAGCUUACACAAAUUGCAAGGCUUUAGGUCGCAUAGCUUUAAGGUGUAAAGGAGAAACAAUAGCAGCUGGGAUUGUUGAAAAAUCCACUACUGUCAUCAAGGGAAAUUGA
Molecule: messenger RNA, 1869 nt
Organism: Auanema sp. JU1783
Lineage: Eukaryota; Metazoa; Nematoda; Chromadorea; Rhabditida; Rhabditidae
Source: the annotation of a GenBank genome assembly